Toxorhynchites rutilus septentrionalis is the source of this 1026-nucleotide messenger RNA. RefSeq names its product radial spoke head 1 homolog (gene Rsph1). NCBI's taxonomy places the organism in Eukaryota, Metazoa, Arthropoda, Insecta, Diptera, Culicidae. The record is from RefSeq and is a predicted model, not a curated record. The transcript has 2 exons. Bases 49 to 825 code for a protein of 258 amino acids.
UCAAAGCAAACAUAUUCAAUUUUUUUGUUUAAAUAAAAAAAAAUAAAAAUGACACAUAGCCUGGUCCGUGAGAAAAUUCUCUCCGAGUAUACUGUACCCGAUAAUGAGGAGAAUUUUGAAUUUAAUAUUCUGAAAUACAACGGUCUCAGAAACAGCAAAAUGGAGCCUCAGGGCGAAGGAAAAGCGAAACUUGAGAACGGAUAUCGAUAUGAAGGAGGAUUCAGGAAAGGACUACCCCAUGGGAAGGGCCGUUUGGCGUUACAGGAAGGUUUGCGCUACGAUGGUCAUUGGCGGAAAGGUCUUAAGCAUGGAAUGGGUCGUAUCUAUUAUCCGGAUUGUUCAUGGUAUCAAGGAGAAUUCAGAAAGGAUCUUCGAAAUGGCUGUGGCACUUAUUACUACCCGAAUGGAGCGAGAUACGAGGGUAAUUGGUUCAGGAAUAGACGCCAUGGGAUGGGAUGCUAUAAGUUUAGUGUUGGAAAUAUUAAUGUCAAUGGUACUUGGGUGGAUGGUGUGGCGAGAGGACCAGUGGAAGUGAUUAUGGAUGGAUGCAGAUUUCACGGAUACUGGGAUGGUUGUUGUCCCAGGGGACCAGGAUAUUUUACCUUCAAUGCCAAGGUUAUGGUGAAGGGUAAAUUCUAUGUUGAUGAGAUAGAAGGAUGUGAAGAGAAGAAACUGAUUUGGCAGCCUGAAGCUUUUGAAACUUAUGAAUACACGAAGUUACCACUAGAACCAAUUCCUUUUCCUAUUGAAGGGUCUGAUAUAUCGGAAACUUCGGAUGAAGAGGAUUGUAAAUCUCAUGGGUCGAGUGUGACACUAAGUGAUUAAAUUUUAAUAUUCGCUUUCUUCAGAUUGGUUAGAGAAUUUUAUUAAAUAAACGAAUACGUCUCCGUCUGUUUUCCUACAAUUAAAUAUAAUCUAAAUUUAUUUGAAGCUCAUGAGUAUCAUGUAUAUAUUAUUGUGGAUUCAAUAAAUUGAAUGAUCAAACGCUUAUACUAAACCUACUACAAAAAAUUUGGAAAAAAUCUU